Messenger RNA from Heterostelium album PN500, 237 nucleotides. RefSeq lists its product as uncharacterized. The record is from RefSeq and is a predicted model, not a curated record. The transcript has 2 exons. The coding region runs from base 1 to 237 and encodes 78 amino acids. Lineage: Eukaryota; Evosea; Eumycetozoa; Acytosteliales; Acytosteliaceae.
AUGACUCUUAUCAAAUCUAUUUCGAUGAUUGGUGGCAAUUCAUUGGAGAAUGUUUCCAACAAUUUGAUAGAUGGAUCCAAUGGUAAAUUAUCAACUGAUUCCUACAAUCAAGAACAAUAUUUUGGAAGAAGAAGAACAACCAACAUUAUCUUUGGUAAUAAAAAUGUCUUUGAAGGUAGUUGUUGUGGUGGAUUCAGAUGUGGUGGUUGUGGUUGUGGUGGUUUUGGAGGAUUCUAA